CCUUCCAUAAUUUGUGAAAAACAUAGUUUUUUUUCUUAUUUUUAGCUAAAAUCAUGCUUCCAUGUAGGAUUUCAUGAUUUCGAUCAAUUAUUAAACUAUCCAAGAUGGAUACACAGAUAAUGGUGGAGUCGUUACCCCUUUUGGGGACGUGUAAUUUGUGUUUAAACCACGGUGCUGUGAAAAGCAUGCUGAUCGAAUAUAAUAACGAAAAUUCAGUCGAAUUAUACACUGAAAUGCUUGUCAAAUGCUUUUCUAUCGAUAUAACCCUAUUAGAUCUUGGUGACAUGAAAAGGCAGAUCUGCGAUGGCUGCAUUGGCAAGUUGCGUGAUACCGCGCAGUUUAGGAAACAAGUGGAGACUUCACUGCAUACGCUUGAAGCUAGCAUUAAGUUGCAAAAACAAGAAACACCAAAGGUAAAGACAGAACUGGGCCAGGACUUGAGCGAGGACUUCCCUGAAGGAGCGGAUUUUGAUGACGAGGAUGACGUUUUUCUAAAAGACAUCGCAGUCAAAAAGGAACCCGCAGAGGAAAAAAGACCACGAAAGAAGUAUCUGACAAUAAAAAUUAAAAAAACAAAAUCAAAACAGGAGUCCAUCAAUAUUGAAACGGAAAAAAUGUUAGAACUAGGCCUGUUCCCAUUUAAGAUUCGAAAAAACCGCACAUUCUCUUGUUCACUGUGCCCUGAAAAAUCUAACAACCUGGACGACAUCAAAACGCAUAUUAAGGACCAUAGUAACUUUAACAUACAUAUGGCGUUCAAAAAAAUGGCCUACUCUAGCUAUUCCCAACGAUUUUAUAAAGUGAAAAAUGUCCUACGAUGUCGGCUCUGCACGACAGAUGUAAAAAACUACGACGAAUUAAAGCAACACCUCGAUAACUGUAGCAGACUCAAGCACUGUGCGUGGAGCAACUUACCGUUUAAGCUGGAGAAAGAUCAAUUAGAUUGUCCGGUUUGCAAAAAGACCUUUUUGAAUUUUGUCAAUUUGAACACGCAUAUGAACACGCAUUAUCCUAAUUUCAUAUGCGAAAGCUGCGGCAAAGCUUUCGCGUCAAAAGCUCGUUUGCGUGGUCACAUGAGAACGCACGAGAUAGGGAAUUUUCCUUGUAAAUAUUGCGACGCUGUGUUCGAUAGGGUAACUAAAAGGGAAAAUCAUGUGUCCAAAGAACACAAGGCUGGUGUCAGAUAUGUUUGCAAGAGAUGCAAUAUAAGUUUAUCCUCCUUCUAUGCCAGACAGAAACAUUUAGCUGAAAUUCAUAAUGAAGAACUUAAAAGGUACAAGUGUAGUGCAUGCCCUCAGAGUUAUAUAACUCCAGGGCAUCUCUCCAGUCACGUUAGAAGAGAUCACUUGAAUGAACGGAACCAUAAGUGUGACAAGUGUGACCUCGCUUUUUACACACGUAAUGCAUUGAAAAUGCAUAUGAUAAAACACGACGGCGAACGUAUACAUACCUGUAAUGUAUGCCAAAAGUCUUAUCAAAGGAAAAAAACGUUAAGAGAACACUUAAGAAUACAUAACAAUGAUAAAAGGUUCAUUUGUCCAGUCUGUGGCAGGGCGUUUACGCAGAAAUGCACUUUAAAGGGACAUCUUAAGGUACAUGAAAGAAAAGUCGAACUGGAUGACCGUAUUAUGCAACCUUUACAAUCUAUUUAGGAGGAAAUAAGUAUUGUAUGUUGUAUGUUAUACGGUAUAGUCGCCGUGCCAAUAUUAAAAUAUUGUAAGUACACUUGUACAGUUCAUUUCUUAACUUAAAAAUAAUGCCAUACAUAAGACAGGCCAACAUCUCGGAAAUGUAACAUAUCACUUACCAACAUCUCGAAAAUGUAAUACAUUACAUACCAACAUCUCAGAAAUGUAAAACAUCACAUGCCAACAUCUCAGAAGGGAAAUACAUUACAUACCAACAUCUCAGAGAUGUAAAACAUCACAUGCCAACAUCUCAGAAGGUAAAUACAUUACGUACCAACAUCUCAGAAAGUCUAUAAAUCACAUGCCAUCACCUCGGUAACAUCUCAUGCAUUACAUUACAUGUCUAUCACGAAGCUAUAUUAAUGCAGACAUGCCUAGAUAUCCUAGUUCAAAUAUAUUUUUUUAUCAAUGAGAUUUGCAACAGUGUCUCUAGAUGAGUCCAGGUGCAUUAAUUAUAUUAUAAAUUAACGAGCUAUGGCGUUUUUACGCUCUAUUUGCCAGCCUAUAUUAUAAAUUGUAGAUUCAUUUUAUUCUAUUGAUAUUAAAAGAUUUCUUCCACUGAACAUAGAAUAAUUACGAGUAUAUCUUCCAAGGAACCGUAGAACUUACUAGGUACUUAAAAUCAGAAAUAAUGGCAUGUUUCUGUUUUUUAAAUUAGCUUAUCGAAGAAACAAAUUGUCAAUAAUAAUUGUAACUUUUUUAUUAAAAAACA
This is a messenger RNA of Hyposmocoma kahamanoa, 2400 nucleotides long. RefSeq names its product gastrula zinc finger protein XlCGF57.1-like. NCBI's taxonomy places the organism in Eukaryota, Metazoa, Arthropoda, Insecta, Lepidoptera, Cosmopterigidae. The transcript is spliced from 4 exons. The record is from RefSeq and is a predicted model, not a curated record. Gene Ontology annotation, biological process: regulation of transcription by RNA polymerase II. Gene Ontology annotation, molecular function: zinc ion binding; DNA-binding transcription factor activity, RNA polymerase II-specific; RNA polymerase II transcription regulatory region sequence-specific DNA binding. Gene Ontology annotation, cellular component: nucleus. Bases 105 to 1652 code for a protein of 515 amino acids.